This is a messenger RNA of Ictalurus furcatus (blue catfish), 2582 nucleotides long. It is a transcript of the gene ctu2, whose product is annotated as cytosolic thiouridylase subunit 2 homolog (S. pombe). Gene Ontology annotation, cellular component: cytosol. Lineage: Eukaryota; Metazoa; Chordata; Actinopteri; Siluriformes; Ictaluridae. The record is from RefSeq and is a predicted model, not a curated record. Gene Ontology annotation, molecular function: tRNA binding; sulfurtransferase activity. The transcript is spliced from 15 exons. Bases 164 to 1663 code for a protein of 499 amino acids. Gene Ontology annotation, biological process: tRNA wobble position uridine thiolation.
AACGCGUCAUCAAAGAGCGCCAAUGUAGCUAGCAUGUUAGGUAGUUUUAUUAGUCGUUUUUAAAGUUUUUUAUUAUUAUUUAAAUGUGUAAUUUCGGUAUUAUUGAGAUGAAAGUGUAUAGUUAAUUCAGUUAAAAACAACAACAACAACAACAACGUUAAUCAUGUGUCAGGUUGACGAAGAGUACGAUAGCGUCUUAGAACAAAAAUCUCUGCCGGCGGUAUCAAAGAAAUGCAUGAAGUGCAAAGAGGGCACUGCAGUGCUCAUCAUUCGAGUGGGAGAUGCCUUUUGUAGGGGCUGUUUCAAGGAGUACUUCAAACAUAAAUUCCGGGCCAUGCUAGGGAAGAAUCGUGUUAUCUUUCCCGGAGAGAAGGUGCUGCUGGCUGUUUCUGGAGGACCAGCAUCAAGCUGCAUGCUAGCACAAGUUCAAGAGGGUUUAAGUCGGGAGGCACCCAAGAAGUUAAGAUUUAUGCCUGGCAUUAUCUACAUAGAUGAGGGUGGUGUGUGUGGUCAGAAUGCUGAGGAGAGGGAGAAGGCUGUAGUUCAGUUGGAGAGUAUCUUCAGAACAACUGGAUUGCCGUACCACAUCGUCCCACUGGAACAGGUCUUUACUCUUCCCGAGUCAGUACUCAAGCCUGUGUAUAGACGGGAGCAGCCCGGAUCCAGCUAUAAAGCAGCAGUGGAUCAGCACAUUCAGACUGAAGUAACCCAGGGCCAUGGGAAGCCUACAGUGGAGGAAUCCCAAGGUGCACUAGGCCAACUUAGCCUGCAGGCCUCCACAUACAAGCUUGAACACAAAUUGGCUUUGGAGGGACUCUUCUCCACUUUGAAAACCUUAACAGCCAAACAGGACAUGCUGCACACCCUGAGGCAGCACCUGAUACUGCACACUGCCCGAAUAAACGGCUACACCAAGGUGAUGUUAGGAGACAGCUGUACACGUCUGGCCAUCAAGUUGCUCACUAACAUCUCUCUGGGACGAGGGGCAGCUCUGGCAGCUGAUACGGCUUUCUCAGACUCGCGGUACGGUGACGUGGUGAUGGUGCGCCCCAUGAGGGAUUACUCCUCAAAAGAGAUCGGCUUCUAUAACCGGCUGUUUGAAGUACAGUCUGUCUUCAUCCCAGGCCUGGACACCAAGACUGCUGAUAAAGCGAGUAUCCAGCGACUGACCGAGAGCUUUGUGGUCAAACUCCAGGCUGACUUUCCCUCCACUGUCAGCACUGUGUACAGAACAAGUGAGAAGCUCCACACAGCGUGUCCUCCUCAGAGCUCUACCACAGAACCUGCUGCUAAGUGCCUCCUCUGCCUCUGUGCCCUCGACACCAAAGCAGACGAUGCCUCGGCGUGCCACGCCACACUGAUGUCGGAGCAGCUGUCUCGGGGUACAGUGGAGAAAACUGGCCGAACUGAUGCGGGCUGUUGUGAGGGGCAGAAACAAGCUUGUGGGGAUGGAGGUUGCUGCUCCACAUCCAGGGCUCCUGGAGCUACAGACCUGAGGAGUCUCCUGUGUUACAGCUGCAGACUGACCAUUAAAGACAUGACAGCGGUGGACUCCUUGCCGCCGUAUAUAUCAUCUGAGGCAGAGAAACGCCAGAGGAGGGCUGCGAUGAAGAAGGAAAUCGGCGAGUUCCUAUUAGAGGACGGAGGCGCAGAUGACGAAUAGCUGGCCGGAUACGGUGUUUAUUUAUCGUAUCAGCCAAGCGAAGGUCACGGUUCAGUGACGUACACCAUGAGGAAACGUUUGGCAUUUUAUUGCACAGAUGGCUUUAUACAAGACCAUUUUAUUUAACUACAUAUCGACCUCUGUUUUAUAUCAAUUUGAUUUUGUUGAACUGAAUAAAAUCCAAACCCAGUUCUGCACUAUCUAACUGGUUAUUAUGAAAGUACAUGAUGUUUUAUUGAUCACUUUUUAUUAUGGCAAUAAACUGCAGCAUUUUUAUGGCAUGUACUGCUAGCCAAUGCUUUAUGAAGGGUAAAGGAAGGCAGGAAUCAUUAUGCAGAUGUGUAUCGCUGAUUUUAAUGAUAGAUUUGGUAAAUUUGAAAAAUGGCUGUCACCAAGAAUUUUCAAUAAUCACAUUUUUGAAAGUAGAAAAUUACGAAAAUAUGAAUAAAUAUAAAGCAGAAAGAUCUUUUAAAAGACAUUUAACCUGUAUAGUAAACCCUCCAGCCACCGUUGAUUUAGUUAGUUGGCACAAUUGUAGCUAAAUGGCAAAGACAAGUGAAAAUAAAUGUGUAGAAUGACACUGUCCAUAAAACAUCAUGUAAUAGUCAUGUAAUAUGGCAGUUUAGACAGAUUUUAUCUAAAGUGUCAUUUCGUUUGCAACAUGACAGCUGUUUAAAAAAACAAACAAACAAACAAAAAAACACAACUUAGUUUCCUUCUUUAGUUUUGCACUGGAGCUAUAAGGCUAAGUAGCCAACAAGUAAUGAGUCUUGUCGUACCCAAAAUGUUUGCCUGUAAAUAUGUCUCAAGUUGCAUCCAGUUGAUCAGUGAUGUGGUUUAGAACCCACUGUGAUGUACUAUAAUCCAUAAACAUGAACAGGAGGUGGGCGAACCCUAACUUUAACCCCCCCCCCCCCCC